Messenger RNA from Chara braunii, 1234 nucleotides. NCBI's taxonomy places the organism in Eukaryota, Viridiplantae, Streptophyta, Charophyceae, Charales, Characeae. The record is from the annotation of a GenBank genome assembly.
GUAGGCGGGAUGACAGUAUUGCGUCUCGUGUACGCAGACCUCGUGUCCACAUUGCGAUCGACACAGGGGCACGUGACAUGCGGCAGGACCCGGUUGCCGUUUCAGAGGACGAGAUGGGAGAUCCUUCCAACGAGACGCAGCGCGACCCGGUUCAUGCAGAGGAGCUAGCCUCAAACACUGAUGUGAUAGUGACGGAGGAGGAUAUAGGGUUCAGGAUCACUCAUCCCCGGUCGCCAGCGCCGGUUGUUGGCACAGAGGAGGAGACGGAGUUCGGAGGACCCGGUCCACUCCGCCAGGCGCAGACUCGGUGCACUCCAGCAGGCGCCCCAGUCCACUCCACAGGAGUGGGUUUGGAGGACGGCGAGGCACAACGUGAGCCGCCUCCUCACACGAGUGACGGCGUUCUAGAGGAGGGAGAGGUUGUACCCACUCCCACUUGUGGAAAGGACGGGGAGGACGAACGUCCUCCGACGGACCACCACGUCGGCCUCGACUCAUUCCCCGUUCUUUCUAGUUCCCAGACUUCUACUACUACGGCUCCUGUCCUCUUGUCACAGUCGGCACUCCCACUUCCCCCCCACUACCAGCCCCCGCACUAUGUCCCGCAAUUUCGACCGGACCGCCUUCCUACGUUCGAUGGCAAGGCCUCCGAGCUACAGCUAUGGAUCACGACCUCUGAGGAGCAGCUCCGGUACCAUGGUGUCCACAUGGACCUAUGGCCUGUUGAGAUGUCAUCUCGCUUUACAGGUCGCGCGGCCUCCACCUGGCGCGAUUUCCUCGCCCUUCGUGCUCAGCGGGGUGUACAGCAGAGCAUGUCUUACCCGGAGUUUCGAGACUUUCUCCAGCAGUACUUCUCCCGACCGGUGCCGACCCGUGAAAAGAAAAUACAAGCCCUAGGGGGUAAAGAAAAACCCGGUGACAAUCCUAAUAGAGAAAGAUUAUGAUGAAGCAUCGGAAAAGGAGAGGAGGAUUAUAAAAACAUUAAGAGAAUCAGCAAAACUGGAGAAUAGGGUCACCAAAAAGAGGUUUGAAAUACUGAAGAUAGGCUCGGAUCAGUUUAUCCUUCCUAAAGAGAAAUAAUAUAUCUUCAGUAUGUGUUAGGAAUUCUCUGGUGCUUUCUCCUUGAAUGAUGAAGAGAGAGGGCGAUUAGACGUAGACAUGAUCAAGAUGGUCAAGAUUUGGACAGUUAAUCACGUUCCAUGAAAUGAUAGGCGAACAAAAUAUGCCUUGAAGG